Messenger RNA from Didymodactylos carnosus, 873 nucleotides. The record is from the annotation of a GenBank genome assembly. NCBI's taxonomy places the organism in Eukaryota, Metazoa, Rotifera, Eurotatoria, Philodinida, Philodinidae.
AUGGCCGCCGCUUUACAUGAACAUCGAAAUCCACGCUAUCUACUGGUCUCUACAGAUGAGCCCAAACAAACGCUGGAGCCCAUUACGGGCUAUGCUGCUGAGCCACUGCUUUCCUUGGAAAAAGCUUGCGAACCGCUCCUACUGAUCGUUCCUUGUCUGUCAUUGUACGUGUCUCGAGCCAAAGAGGAGUCAAAAGAUCCUGCCGAUAACCUCACCCCAGACGAGUCAGCCGCUAUUCGUCUCUACAGCAUGGAAUGGGAUGGGGAAGGCGACAUUCCGGAUGCAAGUCUUUAUUUUCAUCUCAAUGAAACGCUAAGAAAGAAGGAUCAAGCCGAACUGCGACCGUGGUAUCGCUAUUUGAAAUUGUUUCUCACUGCUUUGGCCAAACUUCCUCCCAUGCCAGUUCUAAUCGCCUGGCGUGGCGCACACAAUGAUCAGAGUGCUGAAUAUCCGAAGGGCGCUGAAUUUGCAUGGUGUGCAUUCUCAUCGUGCACAACAUCCUUGGAUUUUCUCAAGUCGGAUCUAUACGUAGGCAAAGUCGGAAACAGAACUAUCUUUACAAUCGAAACAUUCAAUGGACGAAGUGUGCGUGGUCAUUCGCAUUACGCAAUCGAAGACGAGAUAUUGUUAUUACCUGGAACUUAUUUCCAAGUUAUGGCACAACUUCAUCCGUCGCACGACCUCUACAUUGUCCAAUUGAAACAGAAACAGCCCCCACGUGAACUCCUCGAGCCACCUUUCGAAGGUAAAUGUGUGAUUGCUCAACCGUGUGAAUCCAAGGACGAUUUUUUGUGUGGCUCUUGGAUGCUUAGUAUGAUUGGUAUCAUUAAACUAGUAUACAUUCGAAUAUCCUUUAUCAAUUUAUGUAACUAA